AUGUCGAUAUCUCCGAUCAUAACCUUCAAGGCAGGGCUUUGCGAGCUUGAUACCUCUGUCACACCCCCCACAGUAAAGCCAAGGCAAACACCAGGCUAUAUUUACUUGUACUCUGAAGAUGAUCUGGUUCACUUCUGCUGGCGGCCUCGAGCUGUCUCCCUCGACGAACCGGAACUGGAUCUUGUAAUGGUUCCAAUGGAUGCGACCUUUACACCUUAUAAACCUACCAGCGCUGAAAAUCCCCUUAAUCGAAAUCGCCCAACGAAUGGUAGGAUAUAUGUUCUCAAAUUCUCCUCAAGCUCCCAGAGGUUUCUCUUCUGGCUACAAUCGAAAACCCAACACGAACACGGAAAUCCAGCAUGGUUUAGUGCCCGAGACUUAAAACUGGGCCACAUUGUCAAUGGACUACUCCAAGGCGAAGAUAUUGACGUUCAGGCGGAGAUUGCAAGCCUACCAAGAACCGAAGACCAUGAUGACGACGAGACUAUGGAAGACGUCGAGGGCACUGACCACAGUCCAGAUCGUUAUCGACCAGGCGGUGGUGGUGCGGGACCAGGUGCUACAGGUGGGGAUGUCCGGGAGGAAGGUGAACAGGCAAGAGAGGGCGGUGCAGAUGGUGGACGAGCUGUUGCAGGUAGCUCAGAUCCAUCUGCGGUCGUCCAGAAUCUCCUGCGCUCGCUUCAGGGAAAUAAUGACGCCUCCCACCCCGAACCCACUGAAAAGGUGUUCACCACACUCAAUGAACUCCUCCCACCUUUGUCAACAUUGCCCCUGGUAGAAUCAGCAGAUAUGAACGAGAUUGAUAAUUUACUAACCUUUCUUCCAUCCACAUUAUUAAUGCUAGAGUUAGGACUUAAAAUACCUGCUGCCGAAGUUAGCCCACAAGAAGCCAAAGAUGCGCUGGCGUAUUUGGACCUUGAUCAGAAAAAGAGUAUUUUGCGGAGGGUCCUUCGGUCUCCCCAGUUCGCACAGAGCCUUGGAAGCCUAACCGUAGCGUUACGAGAUGGUGGACUUCCCAGCAUCAGUGAUGCUUUACAAAUUGAGGUGGAGAAUGGGGGAUUUAUGCGUCGUGGAGGCGUUCCAUUGGGAGGUGGAGAAGCUGUGCAGGCAUUCUUGAAUGGUGUAAAGCGCCAUGUUGAAAAAAAGACGGAUCGAGAAGACAGCAUGGAGACGGAUUAG
Ophidiomyces ophidiicola is the source of this 1179-nucleotide messenger RNA. RefSeq lists its product as uncharacterized. The transcript is spliced from 3 exons. Gene Ontology annotation, biological process: ubiquitin-dependent protein catabolic process. Lineage: Eukaryota; Fungi; Ascomycota; Eurotiomycetes; Onygenales; Onygenaceae. The record is from RefSeq and is a predicted model, not a curated record. Gene Ontology annotation, cellular component: nucleus; proteasome regulatory particle, lid subcomplex; cytoplasm. Gene Ontology annotation, molecular function: ubiquitin binding; proteasome binding; endopeptidase activator activity. The coding region runs from base 1 to 1179 and encodes 392 amino acids.